Messenger RNA from Fonsecaea pedrosoi CBS 271.37, 1710 nucleotides. RefSeq lists its product as uncharacterized. Bases 1 to 1710 code for a protein of 569 amino acids. NCBI's taxonomy places the organism in Eukaryota, Fungi, Ascomycota, Eurotiomycetes, Chaetothyriales, Herpotrichiellaceae. Gene Ontology annotation, biological process: cardiolipin biosynthetic process. The transcript is spliced from 3 exons. Gene Ontology annotation, cellular component: mitochondrion. The record is from RefSeq and is a predicted model, not a curated record. Gene Ontology annotation, molecular function: CDP-diacylglycerol-glycerol-3-phosphate 3-phosphatidyltransferase activity.
AUGUUUGCCAGGAGCUGUGGAUUGCAAGGCCUCCGCAGCUGCAGUCGGACGACCAGAGCUUGCAUUCAGCGCAGCCCGCCAACGAAGUUCGUCUCCAGACGCUUUUCCUCGUCCUCGUCGUCGGCUUUCAGCAAUGUCCCUGCUCCGACAACACACCCUCUCGCCGGAGUGGCCACCCAGCUUGAUCAUGUCGCCCCUCGAUUCGAGAUAGACCCCGACAAAAUCCAGAUCCUCGACUCUCCCACCGCUUUCUAUGAUACCCUGAAGGUCAAGAUUAGAGGAGCGAAACGGCGGAUAUACCUGUCUACAUUGUACAUUGGCAAAACCGAGCACGAGCUCAUCGAGACCCUCAGGGAAGCGCUCGAGAAUAAUCCGAACCUCGAGGUUUCGAUCCUCACUGAUGCACUUCGAGGAACUCGGGAGGAUCCUAAUCCAUCAUGCGGCACCCUCCUGGCACCGUUGGCCGUCCAAUUCCCCGACCGCGUUCACAUCUCCAUGUUCCAUACCCCAAAUCUGAAUGGAUGGAAGAAGAAGUACAUGCCCAAGCGGAUAAACGAGGGAUGGGGCUUGCAACAUAUGAAACUCUAUGGCUUUGACGAUGAAAUAAUGCUCUCAGGUGCCAAUUUAUCCAAUGACUACUUUACCAACCGUCUUGACCGGUACCACCUUUUCUCUUCCAAAGAGCUCACCGAUUUUUAUGGCGCUAUUCACGAGGCUGUCUGCGAUCUGUCCUACCACCUGGUUCCGUCCGAGGAGCGUCCCGGCGGCUUCGAACUGUUGAGUCCUCAUGAACGAGGGUACCCCGACCCUUUAUGGCAUACCAAAAGAUUCAAGGCAUAUGCCAAAGAAAUCCUCGAACCAUUGAUACACAAAAAAGCCAGACAAAAGAUGUUCCCUGUCGAGUUCACGCAGCAAAAGACCUUCGUCUAUCCGCUGGCCCAGUUCGACAUCCUCCUUGGAGCGCCCAAGAACAUUGGCCUCCUCGAUUAUGAGUUUGCACAAUAUACCUCCACGGAGAAGCCUGCAAUAACUAAGCUGCUCACGAACCUUGCGGAGGAUGAGCGAUUACACAAGUCAACCUGGACAUUCACGGCGGGAUAUUUUAAUAUCGACCCAGACAUCUGCAAGCUCCUCAUCGCAGCCGCUCCGGACGGCCCGUCCGCAGUACAACCAGGCCUCAAAGCUUUCGAAAAGGCAUGCACGGUGAUAACUGCCUCACCGUGGGCCAACGGCUUCUACGGCAGCCCUGGAGUAAGCGGUAUGCUACCGGCGGCGUACACUUUGCUUUCUCGACGCUUCCUGCGCAUCGUGUCCAAUGCUGGUAAAGGAGAUGUUAUUCAACUGAAGGAGUGGAGAAGGGGCACAGUCGGUGAACCUGGAGGAAUGACCUACCAUGCAAAAGGCCUUUGGGUCACUCUCCCGCCUCAUUUGGACGCUGAAGGUCAGGUUGCCGAAGAGCCUGGACCGAGCAUUACAGUGGUGGGGAGCAGCAACUACACGAAAAGAAGUUACAGCCUUGACCUGGAAAUCGGGGCGAUGAUCAUGACCGGCGAUGAAGGCCUCAAGCGCAGACUGAAAGAAGAGACGAAAAACCUCCAGAGAGAUGCGACGGUCGUAACGCAGGAUGAUCUCGCAAAGAUUGACAGAAGGGUAGGCUUGAAGGUGCGGCUGGCCCUUUGGCUAGUUGAGGCCUUGGGAGGAGCUCUGUGA